AUGACAGACUCAAACUCAACCAAUACCAACCAGCUAGAGAGAAAUACUACCUCCCCCAACGAACAAGCAAAUGCUGAGGAGAUAUCGCCUUUAGUGCAACAAGAGCAACCACCUUCGCCCCACGUGAGCAAUACCUAUACCACUGAGCAAGACAGUACCACUACAAUGAGCCAAUGUAGUUCCCAGUCGGAUGAACUAACUCCUCUACUAAGCACGUCUGAAAUCCCGCACCACUCAUUUCUACGGAGAAUUUUUGAUCCUAACUGGCUUCACGUUGCCUUUAUUGGUGUCAUCAUCUUGAUUGGACUACUCGUUAUCACAUUCAAUAAUAUACAAUCAGUUGUUAACGAUGCCAUUGAUUUACAAGUUUAUAAUGCUACUUUUGCUAAUUUCACGAGUCGCGGGGUAAAUGUGCAUGUACAAGGUUCAGUCGAGAUGAAAUACCAUUUAAUGCACACAAACUUUAUCCAAAUUGCCAUGAUUAAAUUGGGUGCUUUUGUACUAGGAGCGUUGAAGCUCCUGCUGUUGAAGCCUGUACAGUUGCAUGCACAAUUGGUUGACCUCAAAAGCCCCUUUCUUUAUUUGGCAGAUGCAAAUCCACCGAUGAUUACAAUCGAGAUUGGCAAUAGAGCCAAGACGCAAUUAAAUUUUUUAACUGAAUGUACAUUUGGCAACACUGAGUUUUUGCAAUUUUUGAAAUACUAUUACCAAUUAUCGGGUGACGAUAUAAAUUUACGAGUAAAAAUGAUUGCCGAGGAAGUCAAUGUCAAUACAUUGAAAUUGGUCAAUUUGAGACUACACAAUGUUGAAGUAAGUGAUUAUUUGACGAUAAACAAGAAUGAUUUAAAGACCGGAUUAAAGAUUAAUAGGUUUGGUGUGACUUCGCCUGGAGUGAAUAUCAUAAACUUGUCGGCCCAAUUGGAGGUACCUAACCAGUUGGGUAUUUCAUUGAAUGUUCCACCUUUGCAAUGGGACUUGUUGUUUGAUGAUUGUGAUGCACAUUUAGUCAAAGUUGGGUCUUGGCGUACGUUGCCAACUAGGGUUGAUGCCAGUAAAGGGAUUACAGUUGAUGUUGAAGGUGUAGUUGAGGAUGUGCCUGGGCGCUUAAUGGACGAAUGUGAGAAUAGCCUGCUAAGUCCCAUUAAUUCAUUGGUUCAACAGUAUUUAAGAGAAGAGCCAAUCAAGUUUUACCUACAUUUGAAUGAGAAACAAAGUGUUGAUGGUGUGAGUCAGGACUUGCACUGGUUAUUUGAUACGUUGAAGCGCAUGCCACCGGCCGAACUUGCUGUGACGUUGCCAAGGAUACAUAUCAUGUCCAACAAUUUCAGUAUCAAUUCGUGUGAUUUGGCCAUGAAUCAUACCGAUGCGAGGCUGGAAAAAGAAGACAGUCAUCGUGUGCUUCCUGGUAACAUUAAAAGCAACUGCUCGAUUGAAGCAGUCAAUCCGACAUCUUUAAAUGUUGAUAUCGAUCGAUUCAAAUGUAAUGUCAGUUUGGGAAUGAAGGAUAAAACGUUAAUGCAAGCUUGGUCAAGAGAUUUUGUUUUAUUGCACAGCACACAGUCAAAAGAACUUGUUCAUGUUGAUGUGAAUGUUUCAGAUUUAGAUGUGGAUGUUAUUGACCCAGUUUACUUUGGCAAGGUUUUCAAUAAUGUCAUCAACAAAGAAGAAACUGGUCUUGUUACAAACAGUGAUAUUUAUGUAAAUAUAAGUUUGGCAAAUGUGGAAAUAAGCCUACCAGUUAUUGGAAAUGCAACGUUGCAAAAGUUGGAAAUUCCAUUUGUUAAGCUACCUCAAGCUUUUGAUGUAUUGCAAGAAGUGAAUCCUGUACAAUUUGGAUCACUUGUACCGCAACUAGACGUUGAAGUUGAAGAAGUGUAUUUCUUAGGAUCCAAUGACCAUGAAGUUGAGUUUCAGGUUUUGGUAUCGUUGUACAAUCCGUUAAAUAUAUCGUUGGAAAUCCCUAAGUUGCAAGGCCAAGCAAUACUGAUUCAAUUUGGACAAAAUAAAUCCAAAUUUGGGUAUGCUAGUUUGAAAGAAGUUUCAUUGGCUAAACUCCAACGAUCAAAAGUGGAAGCCACAGUUAAAUUCAGUUAUGACACAUAUUCAGAUAAAGUGUUCCUACAAGAUUUUAUCAGUGUUUACAUCUCUUCGUUUACCAAAGAUUUGACUAUUGAUUUAACAAACAAUUCUGUUGCCGGCAACCUGGGACUUGAUGCAUUUAUGAGCCAAAUCAAGCUACAUGAUGUCGUUAUGCCUAAUGUAUCCUUCACCAUACCGGAAUACAAUAUAAUCAAUAUCAAUAAUGAAAACGACGAUGAUGAUGAUGCGGUACCAACAAUACCCAACCAAAUAGCUAAACAGGAUGCAGGAGUAUUCAUCAUUGAAACAACAAUCCAUGUAUUUACAUCCGAUAUUGAGUUGAAAAUCUACAAUCCAAUAUCCAAUGCCGAAGUCAGAUUAGAAGUGUUUCAAGCAUUUGCCAAACAUGAAGAUGUCGUACUUGGAUACAUGAGUCGCCGUGAAGUUAUUGAUCUACAACCAGGGUUUUACGUAACUCCCAGAAUCCCCAUCAAGAUUGAAAAUGGAGCUGCUUCCGAGAUUUUGAAACGAGCAAUUAAUGGCGAUCUAAGUAUUGAUGUUAUGGCGGAUGUUAAUGUCGGAUUUGGCUUGUUUGGUUUACGAUUGAUUUACAAGGGGAAGCAAUUGGUGUCAAGGAUUAGGUUGUAG
Molecule: messenger RNA, 2727 nt
Organism: Lodderomyces margitis
Lineage: Eukaryota; Fungi; Ascomycota; Pichiomycetes; Serinales; Debaryomycetaceae
Exons: 1
Coding region: 1-2727 (908 amino acids)
Source: RefSeq, a predicted model, not a curated record